CCAUUUUGUUGUACAUUCAGCAAGGAACGCUUCUGCUGUUUUGAGGCAAUCGGCUAAAAGGACAGAAAGCUUCGGGUAUUGCUACAAAAAUGGCUCUUAAAACAUACGGCGACAAGCCGAUCAGUUUCCAAGUGGAAGAAAAUGGAGAAUACUAUUGCGUUGGUUCGGAGGUCGGCAACUACUUGCGCCUCUUCCGAGGCAGCUUGUACAAAAAGUAUCCUGGCAUGGCUCGUCGUUUGCUGACCAACGAAGAACGCAAACGUCUCCUCGAUUCGGGCAUAAGCAAUCAUUUGCUCUCGAGUUCCGUAUCCUUGCUGAAGGCGACCGAGGUGCAGGAUGUUCUCGAUGGAAAUGACGAAAAGUACAAAGCCGUCUCGGUGCACACAUCCGAACCGCCUGCACCGAGGGAAAGUAAAUCUAGCAAGAAACAACCGCCGUGGGUGCCCACCAUGCCCAACUCCAGCCAUCUGGACGCGGUACCGCAGGCUACACCGAUUAACCGUAAUCGAGUGUACAACAAAAAAGUUCGCACAUUCCCCAUGUGCUUUGACGAUACAGAUCCGACGUUGAACGUAGAGAAUGCCUCACAGUCUGAAAUUCUUGUACCGAUUCGAUUGGAUAUGGAGAUCGACGGCCAGAAGCUACGAGAUACAUUUACAUGGAACCGCAACGAGUCGAUGAUUACUCCGGAGCAGUUUGCGGAAGUGCUGUGUGACGAUUUGGAUCUCAAUCCAACACCGUUCGUGCCGGCGAUAGCGGCAGCGAUCAGACAACAGAUCGAAGCCUAUCCGGUCGAGCCGGUCGUACUGGAGGAGGGUUCCGAUCAACGGGUGCUGGUGAAACUGAACAUCCACGUGGGCAACACUUCGCUGGUGGAUCAGGUGGAGUGGGAUAUGGCCGAGAAGGAAAACAAUCCAGAAGAGUUUGCCAUUAAACUGUGCGCUGAGCUCGGGCUGGGUGGGGAGUUCGUAACAGCUAUCUCAUACUCGAUACGGGGACAGCUGUCCUGGCAUCAACGAACCUAUGCCUACAGCGAAACCCCGCUGGCUACGGUAGAGGUGCCGUUCCGAACACCGAGCGAGGCCGACCAAUGGGCACCAUUUCUAGAAACACUGACCGAUGCGGAAAUGGAGAAGAAGAUAAGGGACCAGGAUCGAAACACGCGUCGUAUGAGGCGUCUGGCGAAUACUUUCACAUAAGUGCAAGUACGUAGAAUAAAUAUUAGACAGUAAACUUUUAACAAUUAUUAUAUAAAACCCAUCUUAAGGCCCCUUCAAAUGUGUAUGACCAGAGACCGCAAUAAAUAGUAAGAAAUAAU
This is a messenger RNA of Anopheles coustani, 1318 nucleotides long. RefSeq names its product SWI/SNF-related matrix-associated actin-dependent regulator of chromatin subfamily B member 1 (gene Snr1). Gene Ontology annotation, cellular component: nucleus; nuclear chromosome. The record is from RefSeq and is a predicted model, not a curated record. Gene Ontology annotation, molecular function: transcription coregulator activity. The transcript is spliced from 2 exons. Bases 90 to 1199 code for a protein of 369 amino acids. NCBI's taxonomy places the organism in Eukaryota, Metazoa, Arthropoda, Insecta, Diptera, Culicidae. Gene Ontology annotation, biological process: chromatin remodeling; regulation of transcription by RNA polymerase II.